GCCUCCCCUCAUUCCUCCUUUCAUCCGUACCAUGAUCACCGAAAACCUUCCCACUGAAACCAUCAUCCAAAUCUUCAAAACGACUACCGACCUCGAGUUCCGUGCGGGAAGGCUGCCCGUUUCACUUCUUAACUGUGCAGAGGUUUGCCAACGUUGGCGUUCCAUCGCACUCAGAACCCCUGAUCUCUUUACCCAAAUCCUCAUCCCUUUUAGUCAGCUUCGAGAGCGAAACUUCAGUAUCACAAAAUGGGCCAAGUUCUGGUUUGACCAGUCUCGACCCUACCCUAUUGCCGUCGUCAUCGACUUUAAUCUUCCAAAUCUGUUCGAGCCAGACCACGGUCGUUUCAGGACGUUCCAUACCCUGCUACAAGACCAUCUCAUUCCCAACAUUUCUCGCCUCAUAUCUUUCCAUUAUGAUGGCACCAGAUUCAAUCGGUCCACGGUAGACCUGUUCUGCCCUCUGGUCGAGAUCAACGUCGACGCUCCAAUUCUAGAAGAGCUCGUCAUCAAAUGUCCCAAAGUAACUGUGUUCUGGCCGCUGAUUGAUAUCCGUUCCCAAAAUUUCUUCGCGUCCAACCCAAAACUACGUAGCCUCACGCUACGCGGGUCAGAAUACCAGGCCCCAUUGAACAACCUUACUUCCCUCGACGUGUACUGCAUGAAUUUAUUGGAUGUCCCCUUCCGGCAGCUGGUCAAAGAUUGCCCCAAACUCGAAGCUAUCGCUUUCCGUGACAUUUUUCUUCCACCCGUUAAGUACAGCAAUCUAGAUAUCCAGCUCUCUCCAAUUCCAAUACCAUCCCUCCGGCACCUUACUCUAGACUUCCAGGGAGCCGUUAAAGGCAAUUGGAUGGACAUAUACAAACACGUCCUCACAUCCGUGGUAGCACCGAACCUCCAAUCCCUUUCCGUAUCAACCUCGCCAAAAUUCUUCGUCAGCUUACCCAAUGUGCUCCCCAAUCCGUCUUCCCUCACUAACCUUCGUACACUUAAACUCCGCGGAAUACCAGAAGAAGUCAAAAACAGAUAUACUCAUCGAAUCACGAAUAACUCGUAUUGGUUCCUAGACCUUCCGAAUCCCAAUCGGAUCGAAGAGCUCCACCUGUCUAACUCGUCGGGUGAAGUCCUAGGCAUCGAACUGCCAAUCCCGACGACAUUACGUACCCAGAGAACCCAGCAGCCACGGCAUUAUUCAGAAUACCGCCCACCUCAAUCCCUGUUAACCUUAUCAUCAGGCGAUCCCGCUGCACAAUUUACAAGCCUCACAUCCAUCACGGUCGAUAGCAAUAACGCGGAGCAUGUACUUUGGUUAUGUCGCGUGUUACAAGUCAGGCCUACCGUUCGAACAGUUUGUCUCUCCAGAGCAGCGUGCAUUCAGUCGGCCCUUCACUUGAUCGUUACGAAACAUGGAGUUUUUAGUCGAAGAGAGUUAGGGCCUGAGAUGUGUAAUAAUGGUGUUUCUGUGGAGUAUUGGAUCGGAGAACGGGUGAAGUUGAGGGUACUAUCUGCGGGGUUGGAAUGACGUGAAGGCUAGAAUUUGGCACUAGACUAACAUCGGAUGAGGGGCGACUAUCGCGGUUAAUCGAGGAGUUCCUGCACCAGGGGCAGACUCGUAAUUGUUCAUAUCUAUAUCUACACGAGUCCCUUCCCAGUGGAAUCCACUCAUUUCCAUGCAGCCGACAUGCAGCUACCAUUUCUUAUUCUUACAGUAAGAGCAAUAAUCAAUCUCGCACUUGUCGCAC
Marasmius oreades (fairy-ring Marasmius) is the source of this 1739-nucleotide messenger RNA. RefSeq lists its product as uncharacterized. Gene Ontology annotation, molecular function: protein binding. Lineage: Eukaryota; Fungi; Basidiomycota; Agaricomycetes; Agaricales; Marasmiaceae. The record is from RefSeq and is a predicted model, not a curated record. The coding region runs from base 32 to 1519 and encodes 495 amino acids. The transcript has a single exon.